Messenger RNA from Monodelphis domestica (gray short-tailed opossum), 4550 nucleotides. RefSeq names its product solute carrier family 25 member 44 (gene SLC25A44). The record is from RefSeq and is a predicted model, not a curated record. NCBI's taxonomy places the organism in Eukaryota, Metazoa, Chordata, Mammalia, Didelphimorphia, Didelphidae. Gene Ontology annotation, molecular function: branched-chain amino acid transmembrane transporter activity. Gene Ontology annotation, biological process: branched-chain amino acid catabolic process; branched-chain amino acid transport. Gene Ontology annotation, cellular component: mitochondrion.
AAUUAAUUAAUUGAGAUCUCUUGCUUACCCAGCUCUGGUUGCCUAGUGUGAUGAAUGGAGAUGUUUAUGCCUGGGAUAUUUUGCAUAUCUCAGCCAAGUAAUGGAGUGAUUUGACUUUGCCACUCUUCUAGAGUAUGACUUCUCAGGGCCAGAACCUUACCUAUACUGGGUUUUACAUUUCAGCUACCAAGUUUUGUGCUUCUCCAUUAUGUGGAGAAAUUGGAAGGCAUCAGGCCAUGCACACUAUUAAAAGACCAGGAAAGAAACAAAGUAAUUGGGCUGGUUGAAUUUGGAAGAUAAGGUUGAAAGAGAUUGGCUCUUUGAAGGGAAGUUCCAUAAAAGAAAGUACUGUGGGCAGCAUUUUAGCAGAAAGUGUGGAGGUUAGACUGUAGGAAGAGAUAAUUCAGGUGCACCUGAUUAACAAUGACUUCCUGAAGGAACUGGGGGUGCAGGGUGCUCUGUGUGUCCCUCAUUUUCUUCCCAAAAUAUUGAAUCACCUUUGAGGAAUAUCUUUUAGCUGCCUAUUAGCUAGGAAAUAGUGUCAAUCAGUAGCUUUAGGGUUCCCUUCUCUUUCAGAGAAUUUAAAAUAGACAAAUGCAGGUGAGAGUGAAAAAGGAAAAAAGUGAGACAAUAAGACCAGGAAACAUAGGAACUUUGAGAAAGGUUUAAAUAAAUUUGAGAAAGGUAAAUAAGAUAGUCUGGUGAUCUGUGAUUUGACAUAAAAGAUUUUCAUGGCCAAUUCCUCCUUUCUCCACCUCUCCUAAAAUUGAACUCUUGAACUGAUCCCACCCUCAGCCAGAUUCUCCUUAUCUCUUUUAACACUUUGUACCUACCCCUCCCAGUGCAUUGUGAGGUUUAUAUAAUUAUAGCAGGAGGCUUGUCUUCCGGGAACCAUGUUGUAUUUGUCCUAGGAAAACAGCAUAUUCAGUUACUCAGAAAGCCGGUUGGAAAAGCAGAGAAAGGUAUUGAUUUUUCCAGGGCAAAGUGAAGCAGUGCCUGGGCAUCUAGCUAGUCAUCAGAGUCACUAAAACCUGGAGGACUGAAGGUGGAAUUUCCACUAUUGUGCCUCCUGUUCUUGAAAAGGAACUGGCAGUAAACAUAGCAUUGGGUGAACUAUUGUGAAAUUAUCCACUCCCCAGCACAAAAAUCCUAACUCCUAAGGUUAGAAAUGUAUUGGACACAUUGCUGUGUCUAUAAAUAGGGAAACAGUAAUGGCCUCCUUCUCUUCAUACUCAAAAUAGAAGACACUCAUACCUGGAUGGGCAUUCAGGCACAAUGGAGGAUAAACGCAACAUCCCAAUCAUUGAGUGGGAGCAUCUGGACAAGAAGAAGUUCUAUGUCUUUGGUUUGGCAAUGACAAUGAUUAUCCGAAUCAGUGUCUACCCCUUCACCCUCAUCCGCACACGGCUUCAGAUACAGAAGGGCAAGAGCCACUAUCAAGGAACUUUUGAUGCUUUUGUCAAGAUUCUGCGGACAGAUGGGGUGUUGGGCUUCUAUCGGGGUUUCAUGGUCAACACACUGACUCUGGUCUCUGGCCAAUGUUAUGUUACUACCUAUGAGCUCACCCGAAGGUUUGUGUCACAAUACAGCCAAAACAACACUGUGAAGUCCCUAGUGGCUGGUAGCUCAGCUUCAUUGGUGGCCCAGAGCAUAACAGUGCCCAUUGAUGUGGUCUCCCAGCACCUGAUGAUGCAGCGCAAGGGUGAGAGCAUGGGCCGAUUCAUGGUGUCUCAGCGUUCAGAUGGCCGGGGGAUACUGGCUUUUGGCCAAACCAGGUAUAUCAUUCAGCAGAUCCUGCAAGUUGAUGGAAUCCGGGGCUUCUACCGAGGUUAUGUGGCUUCUCUGCUCACCUAUAUACCCAACAGUGCUUUAUGGUGGCCCUUCUACCACUUUUAUGCAGAGCAGCUCUCCCACAUCUGUCCUAAAGAUUGCCCCCACAUAAUCUUCCAAGCCAUUUCUGGGCCCCUCGCUGCUGCUACUGCCUGUGUCAUCACCAACCCAAUGGACAUCGUCCGAGCCAGGGUACAGGUGGAGGGCAAGAGCUCAAUCAUCUUGACCUUCAAGCAGCUGUUGGCAGAGGAGGGACCCUGGGGCUUCAUGAAGGGUCUCUCUGCCAGGAUCAUUUCAGCCACACCCUCCACCAUUUUCAUAGUGAUCGGCUACGAGAGUCUCAAGAAGUUCAGCCUUCGGCCAGAACUAGUAGACCCUACUCACUAGAAAUAGGUGGUAGGGAGAGGAGCCUGCCAUGCCUCGAAGAGAGGGACAGAGAGAAAGGAGACAAUACCCUCCCCUGGCCAUGCACACAGUUCUCAACUGGACUAGCUACCUGGAAAGGGAACAACAAACUGCCCUCAUUGAAUAAUCUUUGAGCUUGGAUCCCUAACUUAUUCUGUUUCUAACUCUCUGGCCAAACUGAGCCCCCUUAUCUAGGCUUCCUUUUUCCCUUUUUUAAAAGGGAAGAGUAAAGGAACCUUUCUCAGCUUCCCUCCAUCAUCAUCCUUAGGAUGUACAUAAGUUACUUUUCACUCUUCUUUCCCCUUUGACUGCUUUUCCAGCCUUCAAGGGACCAUGCUCUGGCUUCCUAUCUAAGUCAGCUGAUUCUUAAUUCUUUUAGGAUGGAGCUGCCAAGAAAACUGUAAUGCCUUUCCCUCACUUUUGGGGGAGUGCACAUCUCACCAUGGAGGGAGCAGCAGAGAACCUCUGUUGUCUGGAAAAUUCUUCCCUCUUUGGGGAAGUUGAUAGUUUGGGGUGAGGGAAUGGGAAGAAAUUCUAUGGAUUAAUAUGUUUAUUUGUUUUAAAUUUGUGAACCAGCCUGUUGUCUUAAGUCCUGCUAGAACACCAUUCCUGCAGCUGGACCCCAUAGCAGUUGGAAUAUGUACCUUUUACCCCACCCCUUACUCCUUAUAGCCCCUCAUUCCCUUAGUCUAGUCCCCAGUGAGCCUUAGACAGCACCUUUGACUACUGAUUCCCCAUCCCAUCCCCCCCAAACAUUUUCAAUAGUAGGCAUGAUGCCUGCAUAACUGAUGCUGGUUUAAGUAAAAUAGGCUUAAAGUGCACCCAGAGCAGUUAGAUUGAUCAUGUCAAGGGUUUGAAAAAAGAGAGGAGGAAGCAUACUGAUAAAAAGGAGGGGAAAGCAUGUCAUGACAGGUCAUCUUCAGCUCUUGGCACCUCCAAGCCAUUGAUAUAUUUCUUUUAUCAAUGACAGCAGUGCCAUCUAUCCCCUAAUGAGCAACCUCAGCUGAAGAAUAAUUUUUAUAGGGUGUUGCUAUCAGUUCACACCUAGGGGUACUGGAAAUUACCCGAGGCACUAAACACAGAAGUAUGGUGACAGUGGGGAGCAGCCCCAUGAACCCAACUACCCAAGAAACAGUUCUUAAAAUGCAGAAGGGUGCAUCUUUCCUCUCCAUUCACAUCCACUGACAUUUUACCAGCAUGAUACUGCCAAGAUUUCCUGUUGAAGCCCUCCAAAAACCUGGGAAAUUGAACCAUGUCAUUCCUUACUGCAACUCACAGAAUAAAUCAGUUAGUCAACCUUGCUAAUUUUCUGGUGGGACUACUGAGUUAGUUCCUGGAAUAGGUGCCUUGGGUAGGAUCUCUUGUUUCUCCCUAGGAAAGGCUAGGGUGCCUUUCCAUUGAAAGGUGCUAGCUUCCCAACAAACUUGAUAUUCCUUAUCCUCUAUACCACUACCCUGCCCACAGGUAUUUUGGAAGUAACAUCUAUUUACAUUUUACUUUCUCUGUAUCACCUCUGAUUUCCAUAUGCAUAUUUUUGUCUUUAAAUCUGGCUUCUUUUAGUCUUUCCUAUUCUCCCCACUUCCCAAGUUCUUUCUCCCAUCUCUCAGGUAUCCACCUAUUCUGAAACAUACAACUAGACUUGGAGUAAAUCAUACAAUGGAAACUGCUUCAUUCUCUUUACCAUUUGUAUAAAACCCUGGCUUCUCUUGGUUCCAGGCCCCUGUCCUGCAAGACUUUAAUUUCAGGCACCUUCGUCUAUUGUAGGGAUCGAGUUUGUACUAUGGGAAUGUAGAGGUGAUUGCACUCCCCCUCCCCCCCAAACCUCCCCAGCGAUGACUUCUGCUUUCCUAGCCCCCUUGUGUCUUGCCAUUUUCUGGUACUCUUAACCUCUUCUUGUUCCACAACUGCUGCUCCUGACUUUUAAGGGAUAAGAUAGUGUCUUAAAAAAGGGACUUAGGCCCACUUAUGAGUUUUAUUUGUAAUAGGGAUUGGGUAGUUAUCUCAAACCCUGAGUCCAGCAGUGGCAGGAGAGAAGAGAGCUAUUGGCUUAUUCCCUUCAGGGCAGGAAUAAGUCCAUAAGGAAAAAAUAAAUUGGGGCAGGCUAGAGUGUUUUUGUAUUAAUCUGUCAUAGCUGAAGUUCUCGAGGGAAGCAGGAAAUUACGUGGUUUGGUUGUGAAGGCUUGGGCAGAGGAGAUGCAGAAACGCAGGGACUGCUCCUUGACCGUUUGUACUAAGUGACACAUUGUGAUUAUUCAAACAGGUUUCACUGUUGCACUGUAUAGUCUGACGUAGAAUUAAAAAUUUUUAUUGUUUGA